AUGGUGGUCCGAUACAGCCAACUCCAGAAACAAGUCCUCAGCUUAUACAAAAAUUUUAUGGUAGCGCUUGGACCAAAGAGCACAGCAAAAAUUGCACCAGAAGCUAGACCUGCACUGCGUGAAGCGGUACGUACGGAGUUUAGGAAGAACGUAGCUUCUCUCAAGAAGACCGACCUCUUCCGUAUAGAGGCCCUUGUCCGCCAAGGACAACGUCGGUUAGAGGACAUUCAGGAAGGUCGUAUCUCAAGCAUCUCCACUGUUACUCCCAAGUACAAAGACAGUCAGUAG
Molecule: messenger RNA, 288 nt
Organism: Dibothriocephalus latus
Lineage: Eukaryota; Metazoa; Platyhelminthes; Cestoda; Diphyllobothriidea; Diphyllobothriidae
Source: the annotation of a GenBank genome assembly